UCGUGCUCUAGAAUUUUCGUCAGUGUGUCAUGGGCAGUGGUUGUGCUAGCUUGGAGGUGUAGCAGUCAGCCCAGAGGCCUUGCUAAUUCAGUCCUCUCGCAGCCCCCCCAGUCCCUCCGUACGCUCCCUCAGCCUCAAUAUUGUGAUAGUUGCACACUCAGAUCCCCGUGAAAAUGUCCGUCAUCGGCAUUGAUUUCGGAAACGACGGGUGUUACAUCGCUGUGGCCAGACAGGGCGGUAUUGAAACUAUCGCCAAUGAUUAUAGCUUACGCACUACACCGUCAUGUGUUGCUUUUGGAGAGAAAAAUCGUGUAUUGGGUGUGGCUGCAAAGAACCAGAUGACAACUAACAUGAAAAAUACAAUUCAUAGCUUCAAAAGACUUUUGGGACGGCAGUAUAGAGACCCUAAAGUGCAGGCUGAGGUAUCGUCUGCAUCUUUUAGAGUAGUUGAGCUUCCUGACAGAAAUGUUGGUAUUGUGGUGCAAUAUCUAAAUGAAGAACAAAUAUUCACCCCUAUCCAAAUAACAGCAAUGCUCUUCAGCAAGCUGAAACACACAGCUGAACAAGCACUUGGUAUUAAGGUCAAUGAUGUAGUAAUCGGGGUUCCUUGUUAUUUUACUGAUGCUGAGCGACGUGCGAUGUUGGAUGCUGCUGUUACUGCAGGGUUAAAUGUAUUGCGCCUUUUGAAUGAAACCACAGCCACUGCCCUUGCAUAUGGUAUUUACAAGCAGGACCUUCCCACAGAGGAAAAACCAAGAAAUGUGAUCUUUGUUGAUUGUGGAAAUUCAAAUCUACAGGUGUCUGCUGUAGCUUUUAAUAAAGGAAAACUUAAGAUGUUGGCUACAGCUGCAGAUCCCAAUCUUGGAGGACGUGACUUUGAUCGUCUCUUGGCUCAGCAUUUUGCAGUGGAAUUUAAAUCAAAAUAUAAGGUUGAUGCAACUACCAAUCCUCGUGCUUGGCUUCGACUCUGUGCUGAGGUAGAGAAGCUGAAGAAACAAAUGUCUGCAAAUUCAACAGAUCUUCCUAUUAAUAUUGAGUGCUUUAUGAAUGAUAAGGAUGUAUCUUCUAAAUUAAACAGGGCCGCGAUGGAAGAAAUGUCUGCUCCUCUUCUGAAGCGUGUAGAGUCAACUCUUCAACAGUGCCUCAUAGAUUCAUCACUCAAGCUGGAUGAUAUUGCCAGCGUUGAAAUUGUGGGUGGAUCAACUCGUAUUCCAUCAAUCAAAAACUUGAUAGAAAAGGUGUUCAAUAAAAUUCCGUCUACAACUCUUAAUCAAGAUGAAGCUGUCGCUAGAGGCUGUGCUCUGCAGUGUGCAAUGCUUUCUCCAGCAUUUAAGGUCCGCGAAUUUUUAGUAACUGAUGUUCAACCGUAUAGCAUUCGACUCGUCUGGCAAGAUGAAUCGGGACAAGAAGGGGACAUGGAAGUCUUCCCCAAGAAUCAUCAAGUACCAUUUUCCAAGAUGCUGACGUUCUACCGCCGGGAACCAUUUACACUACAGGCACAGUACACUCUCCCUUCAACUUUCCCAGACCCAAUCAUUGGCCAUUAUACAGUGGAAAAUGUUGCUCCAGGGCCAGAGGGAGAGAGUCAAAAGGUCAAAGUUAAAGUACGAGUGAACAUUCAUGGCCUGUUCACUGUUGCUUCAGCUUCAUUGACAGAGAAGAGAGAGAAUGUUGAGGAAGUUCAAGAAACAAUGGAGACAGAGGAGAAGCAAGACAAGACAACUGAUGGAGCAGUAAAUAACCAGGAAGGUGGAGCCGAGAAUCAGCCUCCUGCUGAGGAAGGAGGCCAGCAGGAGAAAAUGGAUGCAGAUAAAUCAGCAGAGGCUCCGACACCAGCCAAGAAUGAAGGUAGUGAAAAGAAAGGGAAAAAGGUCUUAAAGACAGUAGAACUGCCAAUUAAAGAAGUUGUGAAGUCCUAUAGUCCUUCAGAGCUGAAUUCCUUAGUGGAACGCGAAUCUCAAAUGGUACAAGCUGACAAGUUAGAAAAUGAACGCAUUAAUGCUAAGAAUGCUGUCGAGGAGUAUGUUUACGAUGUGCGCAGCCGUAUUUACGAUGACCUAGAUCAAUAUAUUAGCUCGAGCGAUAAGGAAAAAUUAAGCCUUCAGUUAGAAGAUACAGAGACUUGGCUAUAUGAGGAAGGAGAAGAUUGCAAUAAGCAAGUGUACUUGGAUAAAUUAGCAGAAUUAAAGAAACAAGGAGAGCCAAUAAAGGGGAGGAAGCGAGAACGUGAGGAACUUCCUGCUGCUUUCGAAUACCUGUUGAGUUCUGUUCAGUUGGCACGUAAAGCAACUGAGCAGUUCCAUCAGGGUGACGAGAAAUAUAACCACCUUGAUGGUGCACAGGUGGAAAAAGUGGAGAAGGCCAUUGCAGAAAAGCAAGAUUGGGUUGAUAAAAAUCUAGGAUUAAUAACCUCUACUUCACUCCAUGUAGAUCUACCUAUCACAGCAUCACAAGUGCGUUCCGAAAAGUGCGCGUUUGAUGCACUAGUGAAUCCCAUCAUUAACAAACCCAAGCCUAAGCCCAAGGUUGAAGAGCCUCCUCCAGCAGAGAAGAAAGAAAGUGGAGACAAGGCAGAGGGUGAGCAACCUAAUGGCCCAAAGACUAAUGAAACUCAGCAGCACUCUACUGAGAAACCUACGGAACCAAUGGAUGUGGACUAAUUUAUUACUUUAGGUUUACAUUUUCCUACGUGUAUGAAGACAGCACUUGACGGCCUAAACACAACUGUGUUGGAAUGUGAAGAAACGUGUUGUGAAGGAUGCACUGUUACAUUUGACUAUGAUUAUUGAUUUUCAGAACGUGUAUGCUGAGAUACUGCAAAAGACUAGCCCCAAAGGUUUAUUUUAUAAAUUGACCUUCAUCUGAUAUUGCUAUAUACAUGAUGGGGUCAAAUUCUUAAAUCACCAAUAAAAUGAUCAUUCAACAUUGGUAUUCAAGUUAUUCAGCAAUACACCUAGCAAUUUUUAGUUUAAAAUUGUUAAAAUACUUACAUGCAAAACAGGCAAUAUAGUGACUAAGGAUGUUUCACUUUCAAGAACCAUUGUGAGCACUUGUAGGGAGCUGCCUCUACUGAUAUAGCACAUCUCUUCACUCGCCCCCCAUUCCCUUUACCCCUCCUCUCAAAUUAUGAGGGAAGAAUUUGGUGAUACUGUUGCCCUUCUCCAUACUAAUAAUAGUAGGUUUUCAUUUCUGUGCAUAGAUAACAGCCCUAAACUGUCAGGGAUGAAUGUUAAGCAGUUCAGUGCAGCAUAGAAAGCAUUAUUAAUAUUUGUACAUAUUCACACAUGCGGAGUGUAGAUCUCAACUUCAUAUUGAAGUUUUUGAGUUUUGAGUUAAGACUACUGUCUUCAAUAUUGCAUCAAGCUUUCAGUUUACUCCAUUAGUGUUUAAAACAAAGGAUUGAACUAAAUGUUCAUGAUCGUAUAAGAAAUUCUAAUUUCUGAACAGGAUCAGUGGAAAGUUUUGCUCUCAAUUUAAAGAUUAGUUGAAUUCGACUCUUGUGUGUGAAAGAGCGAGCGAGCGAGAGCGUGCAUUCAUGCAUGCUUUUGCUGUGGUGUUGGUGUGCAUGCAGUUUAAAAAGCUUGUGUAUGGAUUCCAUAUUUUCUUGUUUAUACAGAAUAUUAAAUGAAAGCUUAUGUCAAUUUGAUGUCAGGCUAGUUAGUAAGCUUAUUUGAUGAGGCUUUGUCAAGCCCCUCUCACUGUAAUCAUUCCACUGUAUCUGCUUCUGUUAAAGGCUGAAUGUCAUUUAAAAUAAUAAUUAUUUUGAGUUCCA
This is a messenger RNA of Procambarus clarkii (red swamp crayfish), 3772 nucleotides long. RefSeq names its product heat shock protein 70Cb (gene Hsp110). Gene Ontology annotation, biological process: protein folding. NCBI's taxonomy places the organism in Eukaryota, Metazoa, Arthropoda, Malacostraca, Decapoda, Cambaridae. Gene Ontology annotation, cellular component: nucleus; cytosol. The record is from RefSeq and is a predicted model, not a curated record. Gene Ontology annotation, molecular function: ATP-dependent protein folding chaperone; ATP binding.